AAUAACACAUGGGGUCCCCUAGUUUUAUAUAGUCCACAAGCUCUAUUUAUCAAUCACUUAAGGAUCAUAAUAUAGAAAUGGCUGUGGAGGAAGAGAUAAAGCAAAAGGCCCAACAAAUGGAGGAAAAAAACACUUAUAAAGUUUGUGUCACAGGAGGUGCAGGGUAUAUAGGUUCUUGUCUUGUUAAAAAACUUUUGGACAAAGGUUACAUUGUUCAUGCUACACUAAGAAACUUAGAGGAUGAGUCAAAGGUGGGAAUAUUGAAAAGUUUAAGUGGUGCAGAUGAAAGAUUAAAGUUAUUUGAAGCUGACAUUUAUAGAGCUGAGGUAUUUGAGGAAGCUAUUCAAGGCUGUGAAUUUGUUUUCCAUGUUGCUACCCCUUUAUUGCAAUCUCAAGGAUCUCAGUACAAAGAUAAAACAGAAGCAACAGUUGAUGGAGUGAAGAAAAUUGGAAGGAUUUGCCUUAAGAGUGGGACAGUGAAGAGACUAUGUUUUCAAUUUGUGUUAGAAAAAUCAGAAUUAUUGAUUAUGAUAAAUUUUUUCAGAAACAUGAAGUAAUUAAAAUUUAUUGAA
Solanum pennellii is the source of this 572-nucleotide messenger RNA. Its product is annotated as dihydroflavonol 4-reductase-like. The record is from RefSeq and is a predicted model, not a curated record. Bases 78 to 557 code for a protein of 159 amino acids. Lineage: Eukaryota; Viridiplantae; Streptophyta; Magnoliopsida; Solanales; Solanaceae. Gene Ontology annotation, molecular function: oxidoreductase activity, acting on the CH-OH group of donors, NAD or NADP as acceptor. The transcript is spliced from 4 exons.